CAAAUGGAUAUGGAAAUCAAUGCAAAUGAAAGCGAGCACGACUCUACUUGCUUGAACUGGUCCUACAACACUUUAUUAAAAAUGUUAUAAUGAUUGAAUUCUGCAACUAAUACAUAGUAUUUUCUUCUUAAGAUAACAAUCUAAAGAUUCAAAAACCUCUUUUGAGUCAAAAACCUCUGCCUGCAAAUGAAGAAAAGUCCAAUUCCCUAUAGCCCUCAGUUAAACCAAAAUUAUCAAUUCUCCAAAUCCAAACAUGGGGAUGACAGGAAUGAAUCUAAGAAAAAAGGCCAAAGUUCUCAAUCUGCCCUUAGUUAUAUCAGGGCUGCAGCUAAGAAAUUUGCUGGAAUUAUCACAUUGGCUUUUCUCUUCAAACAAAGCAAGGCCAGCUUAAAAGCCACUAAUAAUGGCCAAUUCAGAGGAGUUUCCACUCCUAGUGAUAUUUCAACAGGAAGCUAUAGCAGAAAUUCAUCAUCAAAAUACAGAUUAUCUGAGUCAUAUGGCUCUAAUGGUGGCGCCGCGAGUGGAAAGAUUGGGACACCCAAUUUCACUUUUGCAGAGAUUAAUAAGGCAACCCAGAAAUUUUCUCUGGCAAAUAAACUAGGUGAGGGUGGAUUUGGAGCAGUGUACAAGGGGUUACUUCAAAAUGGUACAUUGAUAGCUGUAAAACGUGCUAAGAAGAAAACAUAUGACAGGGCUAUAUCAGCUGAAUUCAGUAAUGAAAUUUUAACCCUUUCUACUAUUGAGCAUAUGAAUUUGGUGAGGCUAUAUGGAUAUUUGGAGCAUGAAGAUGAGAGGAUCAUUGUGGUUGAAUAUGUUGGCAAUGGGACACUAAGGGAACAUUUAGAUGGUAAACGUGGGGAUGGACUAGAAAUGGCCGAGCGUCUAGAUAUUGCAACUGAUGUAGCUCAUGCAGUUACCUAUCUCCACAUGUACACAGAUCCUCCAAUAAUCCACAGAGACAUAAAAGCAUCAAACAUCCUCAUCACAGAGAAGCUAAGAGCAAAAGUGGCAGAUUUCGGGUUUGCACGGAGAACUGCAGAACAAGAAACUGAUGCAACUCACAUUUCAACCCAAGUUAAAGGCACAGCAGGCUAUUUGGAUCCUGAGUACCUUAGAACUUAUCAACUGACAGAUAAGAGUGAUGUUUACUCCUUUGGAGUACUACUUGUGGAGCUCAUGACAGGAAGACAGCCCAUUGAAACAAAAAAACCAGAUAGUGAGAGAUUAACAUUAAGAUGGGCAAUGCAGAAGUUGAAACAUGGAGAACCAGUACUUGCCAUGGAUCCAAGACUAAGGAGAAAUCCAGCUUCAAACAUGGCAUUAGAGAGAGUACUCAAAUUAGCUCAAGAAUGCGUAGCUCCUUUGAGAAAUUCAAGACCUUCCAUGAAAAAAUGUGGUGAGGUUUUAUGGGAAAUAAGAAAAGAGUUCAGAGAAAAAGCCUUCCCACCUCAUCCUCCUCCUACUUCUCACCAUUCAUCCAAUUUUCCUCAAGGAGAUCCAAGGUUCACUAGACAUAUAACUUUUGGGAUUGAAGAUGAUAGUUAUAAAUUUAUCUCAGCGUAAUGUAUUAUAUUAGCAAAACACAAAGAGUGAUAUUAUUUACAUAAAUCUAUAUUUUUGGGAGUGGGGAUUUGUUCAUAAUCAUACAUACAUACAACAUUUACUGUAAAUUCUUUCAAUCGCAAUGUCAAGUAAUGAAAAGGGUGUAAUUUGUUUUUGUGAUUC
Cannabis sativa is the source of this 1725-nucleotide messenger RNA. RefSeq names its product calmodulin-binding receptor-like cytoplasmic kinase 2. The record is from RefSeq and is a predicted model, not a curated record. Gene Ontology annotation, cellular component: membrane. Gene Ontology annotation, molecular function: protein kinase activity; ATP binding. Gene Ontology annotation, biological process: protein phosphorylation. The transcript has 6 exons. Lineage: Eukaryota; Viridiplantae; Streptophyta; Magnoliopsida; Rosales; Cannabaceae. The coding region runs from base 187 to 1563 and encodes 458 amino acids.